AUGGGAAUCAAGAACAGCUUUAACAAGAGCAAGCGUGAAGCAGGGAAGGAUUGGUUCCAAUCGUUUUUGAGAAGGCAUCCAGAUCUUUCAAUACGGAAGUCGGAAGGACUAUCUUUAGCGCGUGCAGAAGGGAUGAAUAGAAUUGAAGUGAAGGCUUUCUUCGACCUCUUGUUGAGAGUACUGGAUGACAACAAGCUCCAUGGCUGCCCAGAUCGCAUAUGGAACAUGGAUGAGUCUGGGAUCCAGCUAAUUAAUAAGCCCAAUAAGGUUGUAGCAUCCAAAGGCUCGAAAGUUGUGCACACAGUUACGCCCUGCGAAAGAGGGAAGAACAUCACUGUGGUAGCGUGCGCCAACGCGGAAGGACAUUUUCUGCCGCCGGCAUGCGUUCUGAAGGGAGUCAAUAGGAGACCACGUUUGGAAGAAGACUUGCCUCCUGGAUCAAAGGUGUACUUGAACCGGAAGUCGUCGUUCAUUACCAGUGAUAUUUUCAACGACUGGGUUAAAACUCUAUUCUUACCGCGCAAGCCACAAGGAAAGGUGCUGCUGAUACUGGACGGCCAUUCAUCCCACAUGAGUGACGUGGAGAUGCUCCAGUUCCUGGACAACAAUGAUAUAAUUCUUUUGUGCUUGCCCAGCCACACUACCCAGGCACUACAGCCCCUUGAUAGGUGCUUCUUCAAACCUCUGAAGACGGCGUUUCAAGCAGUUGCCGAUGCGUGGAUGCACAGCAAUCCUUCAAGAAAGAUUACCCGAGAUCAUUUCGGCAGGCUCUUGUCCAUGAAGAAGGGCUCUUGUCACACGGCUUGUCACACGGCUUGUCACAAGGCUUGUCACAAGGCUCUUGUCACACGCCUGGGGUCGCGCUGCCACACCAGCGAUCGGCGUGUCAUGUUUCAGAGCGACGUGAAUACAUCGUUUUAA
Messenger RNA from Ornithodoros turicata, 921 nucleotides. RefSeq names its product tigger transposable element-derived protein 6-like. Gene Ontology annotation, molecular function: DNA binding. NCBI's taxonomy places the organism in Eukaryota, Metazoa, Arthropoda, Arachnida, Ixodida, Argasidae. The transcript has a single exon. The record is from RefSeq and is a predicted model, not a curated record. Bases 1 to 921 code for a protein of 306 amino acids. Gene Ontology annotation, cellular component: nucleus.